Molecule: messenger RNA, 760 nt
Organism: Dreissena polymorpha
Lineage: Eukaryota; Metazoa; Mollusca; Bivalvia; Myida; Dreissenidae
Product: monocarboxylate transporter 3-like
Exons: 4
Coding region: 116-652 (178 amino acids)
Biological process (GO): transmembrane transport
Molecular function (GO): transmembrane transporter activity
Source: RefSeq, a predicted model, not a curated record
UCAACCAACGUGUGACGUUACCCUUUGCAAGGAUCUGUUGAUAUGGAUUCUGCUGGUUAACUGUUUGCUGGUAGCACUCACUGGCAACGUUGAGGCGUGGUUCAUUGUAGACAUUAUGACGUCGCGGGGAUUUGGCCGCCAAGCCGGUUCCAUUCUGGUGUCAAUAAUAGGCGCAUCAAACUUUCUUGGUAGAGUCACUGGAACUAUUGGGCGCUUUAAAUUACCUAAAAUCCCCACCAUAACGCACUGGAUAUACGUAUGUCCGGUGAUCGCGGUCGCCCACGCGCUAACCGCAAAUGUGCGGGACUACUACGGUAUCAUGGGCGCUUGCAUUCUGCAAGGUGUAUUCUUCGGCAUCACCAAUUCGCACACGCCGGCCCUCAUGUACGAGGCGGCUGGGCAUGCUCGAUACCCACAGGCCAUGAGUCUGGUCAACCUGAUGUACGGAUUUGGGAACGUGUUCAGCAAUAUCAUAGGCGGAGUAAUUCGCGACACACUCGGGGACUACACUCUGGUGUUCUAUAUCGCCGCGGGUGCCGCUGUGUACAUGGCGUUCACCAGUCUGGCCGCGACCUGCCUUAUACGGCGACGAGGAAAGGCUGCCUCCAUAGUGAAACACGUCGAGGAGAGCAUCACAUAUAAAAAAAAUUGAUAAACUUGAAUAUAAUAUUAUAUAACAUGUAAUACUAUUAUAAAAGACACGUUACCGUCGCCUUCUCAAUAAAGUGGCGAGAAAAGACUGUCAUUAUAGUAAAACACA